Periconia digitata is the source of this 2593-nucleotide messenger RNA. Lineage: Eukaryota; Fungi; Ascomycota; Dothideomycetes; Pleosporales; Periconiaceae. The record is from the annotation of a GenBank genome assembly.
CCCUGAUUCAUACCUUCAGCACCUGAAAUUCGCUACCAUAUAUGCCGGCGAUCUUGGAAAACCUGCGCGCAUCAGUUUAUCACCAGUGGGCGCACCGCCCGAGCCCCCCAUGACGCCGCCGCAAGAUGCCACGCCGAAGCCCCCCAAAUAUCCUGCCAAUUUGGAGACGUCCAUGAUAUUACCCAAGCAGCGCGCUUCCCCUGCUUCCUCGCUGGCGUCGUUGCCAUAUCGCAGGUCGAACCCGUCGCUACAGAAAUUGUUCGAGUCUACGGCUUCUAUAUCAGGAUCACGCCCCAGCUCCGGUACGGCCACGCCUACCGCACCGCCGUCCACCAUACCGAGUUCCCUCUUUUCGCCAGGCUCAAGAUACAAUGGGGCCGGUACUCCAGGAAGCCUACCGCCGGGUGUAUCCGAUGAACAUAGAACAUUGAUACAAAGAGCCUUUGCACCACAUGUGGCGGUACUAGCGGACACGGAAACGGAGGAACUCAUACGGGCAAAGGGUUUCGAGGGAGGAUUAUUACAGCUGCUGCGACCAUUUGGAGAAUCUGUGCCUGGCAAAGUUACAAUAAGAGACAGCGUAGGCGCAAGCAAGAGUUAUGAGGAUUUUGGGGUACGAUUCGUGGGGGUUAAUGAGGGGCUUGGGUUGCCGCCUAUGCCUGGAAGAGACUCGACCAGUGGCCAAAAGGAAGGCGGAAGGGCUUCUUCGAGUUCAAUACGGCCACGCCGCUUAGGCGGUGAUGUUCCGCAGGUUGAGGAAUUGGUCGAUCGUCAUCUGCAGUACUCGGAAUUUAAUUCCCAGGACAUGGUGGCUGAUUACCUUAACCAAGGUGAACCACAACCGCAAGAAAGCACAACAUCUCCAUUCUAUACACUAUAUCUCCGGCGGUUGCUAUCGGGUCUUCCACUUGUCCCACACGAAACGUUCGCCCAUCCAGUGGCCGGUAUCAUCGCCAUCUCGUCACGGAAUGCCAAUCCAAUAGAAGAGCUUAGGAGACUCUACAGCAGGCAGCAUGACGGCGACCUGCGAUUCCCGCAAUGGGUGGAGAACGAUUAUCUUCGCUAUUACGUCCUGGUACACGAUGAAGAGACAGGGGAUAUUGCAAAGUCCAACCAGACCUUCGAUUCAAUGAAACGCCAUUUCGGUUUACAUUGCCAUCUGCUGCGGUUGAAAAGCCAACAGUGUAUACCGUCGGACGAUGACAGCGUGCGGUUACCAACAUGCGAGUGGAUGUCUGCGUCAGAAGAGCUGGCAGAAAUCCAAAAGCGAGAAACCUCGGACGAUAUAACAGAUCCCACUCCGUAUCUUCCCGACUCCGACAUUACCGCCAUACGAACCUUCAUCCGUGAACUCGUCGCCCAAUCUAUAGUCCCUAACAUGGAGCGCGCCGUCUCGACAUGGAACGAGCAGAUUCUUGCCCGGCGCCGCGGCAUCUCAGGCCGGUUUAUGUCGCUUUCCAAACGCUGGACCGGCUUCGGCGGAUCUCGUACAUCUUCCUCGUCCUCUUCAACUUCGAACUCAAACUACGACAGCCUCCAAGGCUUCUACCGCCCGGAUGCACCCGAAGCCCUGAUGCGCAAACUCGCAGACUACUGCUUCAUGCUGCGCGACUACAAGCUAGGCCUCAGCACGUACGAUAUCCUGCGCGCCGACUUCCAAACGGACAAGGCCUGGCGCCACUACGCGGGCGCCGCCGAAAUGGCCGCCCUCUCCGCCCUACUCUCCCCGGGCCCUCUGACCUCCAAAACCCGCACAGAUACCGUCAACACCCUGAUCCAGGACGCGAGCUACAGCUACACCGACCGCCAACGCAGCGCAGCACCAUACUACGCUUUGCGCACGCUAGCCCUAGGCCUCGAGCUCCUACGACUACGUGGCUCAUCCGCCGCAGACGACGCCGCGCGCUGGGCCUCGCGCAUUCUGGAAACGGGUCUCGUAGGCCCCAUCGGCGCGGCCCUCUUCACACAACGCAUUGCCGCCUGCUACGUCGUCCGACCGGGCGUCGGCACGUUGCGCGUCGGGUCCCGCAGGCGCAAGGCUGCGUUCUGGGCCGUCCUUGCCGCCGAGACGUGGUGGAAGAUGGAGCGCGCACUACAAGCGGAUCGAUGUCUCGAGCUCGCUACCUCACUAUAUGGGAGCCGUGGCGAGGACGGAGAGCUCGUGGGCUUACCAUCUCAAGACAUGCAGGCUUUCGUCGAUGCGCUAAGGCAGCAGAUCAUGGGGCUGCGGCUCGCGAAUCGCGGCUUCGUUGAAGGUGGUGAUGCUCUUGGCGAUGGUGAUGGUGAAGACGGCGUAGGUGAUACUGGUGUUGACGAGAAGCGCUUGGUUGUAGAAGACGAGGCGCUGGAGACGCUCGAUACGAGUCCCAGACAGCAUAGGAAGAGCUUGAUUGGGGUCCCGGCGCCGGCGGUGGAUGUAGGGCCGUUGAGCCCGAGGGUGGAUAGAAAGACGCAGGACGGCGAGGUCAAGGAUGAUCAUUUCGAGGGGGCGUGAAGGGACUGAGUGGAGAUGGACUUGUCUUGUUAAGCAGGGACACGGGCGGCUUCGAGAACAUAUGAUGUAAUGUGUACUUUUUUCUCUUCUCUUCUUCUU